UAAACCUUGAAGAAAGGCGGAGAAACUAGUUUGCAUCUCGCAGAUGACGGAAGAUUCCGAUGAUAAAGCGAAUCUAAACUUUUGCCGAGUGUGCCGAUGUGAAGGGACUGCAUCCAAACCUCUGUUUCACCCUUGUUUAUGCACUGGAAGUAUUAAAUAUGUUCAUCAGGAUUGCCUCGUCCGUUGGCUCGAAUAUAGUAAAAGAAAUACCUGUGAAUUAUGCAAUCAUCGAUUUGCUUUCACUCGAAUUUAUGCAUCAGGCACACCACGGUUUCUGCCGCUCACUGUGUUGGCUAUGGGGUUAGCCAACAGUUUACGUAGAUUCGUACUAAACUGGAUCCACUUGUCGAUUGUUUUCACUGCAUGGUUAAUUAUAGUCCCCUUGUCUGCCUGUCGGAUGUACCGUUGUCUUUUUACCGGUAGCGUUUUCUCACUCCUCACGCUUCCACUGGACAUGGUUUCCACAAAACACUUACUACAAGAUUGUAUUCAGGGUUUCAUUAUUGUAAUCUUUGCAUUGGCUGCAUUUUUGGGUUAUGUUUCAUUACGAGAACAACUUCUUCAAGGUACACCAGCUUGGUUAGAACGUGAUGCGCAUGCAGAAGCUCGUGGUGCUAAUCCUCCUCCUGCUGCUGCGGCCAAUGCUGGGCGACCUUUAUUUCCGGAUAUUUUCAAUAUUUUUGGCGUUGCCAAUGGUGGUGGUUUAGGAGCUGCAGUUUUCGGAGAGGGCAAUGAAGACCCUGCUGAACCUCAAAUAUAUAAUAAUGAUGAACAGCAUCAUCAAGCUGCUCAACAAGAGUUAAUGAAUCCUGAGCGUACUACAAGUUCUUCUUCUCUACACUCUCCUACUUCUCUAAAUCAGCAACAACAACAACAAGAACUACUAGUGGUUAGCAGUAGUGGUAUGUCGGAAUCCUUAGAGUCUUCACGUGAAUCGGAAGAUACUGUUAAUCCUGAAUCAUCAUCACAUCCACAACAAUUAGCUUGGUAUAUGGAAAAUGCAGGAGCUAAUGUAGAUGAGGAUAUUCCGGACGAAGAUGACAGGGCCAAUAAUGAUCCAGCAGAUGCAGACGGUGUGCCAGAAGCUAUGAAUUGGAAGCAUUUAUUAGGCUUAGAUGGAUCUUUAAAUUUUCUGGAACAUGUUUUAUGGCUUAUUGCUUUAAACACUUUAUUUAUUGUCAUAUUUGCCUUUUGUCCAUAUCACAUGGGUCAAUUCACUGUGUUGGGCUUCAAUUUAGAACGUUAUAUAAGUGCUACUCAUAUGGAAGGACUUAGUACAAGUUUAAUUGGUUACAUUAUCUUCGCUUUUGCUCUAAUUCUUAUGCAUGAAGUAUUCGCCAUUCUCAAUAUGCCUCGGGCUUGUUAUUGGACCGGUCUUGGCUAUGUCUACAUCAAAGUUGCUUUGGUUUCUUUAAUGGAAUUGGGUAUCUUUCCUAUUUUGUCUGGAUUUUGGAUAGAUGCUUGCACUUUGUCUCUUUUCAAUGCAACUGUAACUCAACGAACCAGUGUAUUUCAUUAUGCACCAGUUGCAUUUACCUUCAUUCAUUGGGCAAUCGGUAUGUUGUACAUAUUCUAUAUGGCAUCUUUACUUGUAUUCGGUCGAAGUGUACUACGUCCUGGUGUUCUACGCUUCAUUUAUCAUUUUAAUGAUCCAGAUUAUAAAGCUAUUCAAGAUAUGAUAUUUCAACCAUUGCCAGUUUACAUACAACGUUUAAUUGCUACUUAUUCCGUUUGGGGUAUAUUAAUUGUACUUAUGCUAUGGUUACCUACAGAAAUUAUUCGGCAUUUUCUUCCCAAAUUUCUACCUUUUCGUAUUAAUGCAGCUUAUGACAGUCCGUUAGAUUAUUCAUUCGAAAUGAUACUAUUACAAGUUGUGCUACCAUUCUUAUCGGAUAAUCAAGCUAAAACAACACUUCGUCAAAUUUUACGUUGGUGGUGUAUAUGCGUAUCAUGGUUACUGGAUUUGCGUAGUUAUUUACUAGGUGAUGUUCCAUUUUCACCAGGGGACUUUAUUGUUACUGAAAAUGGAACAGAAAUACCGUAUAGACCUCGUAAAAAUUCUCACAAGAAAACAUCUAGCUCCACUGGUCAUUCGGAAUCACCUCGACCGGAAUUGACCAAUGAAGUGAGCGGUAUCCCGAUAGAUUUGUAUGCUGUAAAUUCGCCAACAUCAUCAGCAUCAUCAUCGUCGUUAUCAUAUAGACCGAUUGCGUCAACAAGCAAUGCAUUUGAUGAACAACAUCCUCAACCUGAACAUAAUGAACAAGAGAAUGUGAAUAAUGCAAAUGCCGACUAUGAUUCUGAUACAGAUGAUGCAGAUUUCACUCGUUAUAUUCCAUACAAGCGUACUAGUUUCUUUAAAUUACGAAUUACCGGCUUAAUUAUAAUCUUAAUUGUUAGUUUAAUAUGUUUAAGCUUGAUUGUAUUGAUUGUACCAGUUGGUAUUGGACGUUUUCUGUUGUGGAAUUUGAGCAGUACCGAUUCUACAUCAAAACAUGAUGCUAUCGCUUUAGUUGGUGGAUUCACUGUUCUCGGAAUAAUGCUCCGUCUAGCACCUUGUAUACCACCACUUCUCAGUGAAAUUUAUCGAAUUAUUAUGUUGAUUGGUCAAAGUGGUAGUUUAAUCAGUUGGUCUAGACCACUACGUGUAUUUCGAAUUUGGACUCGUUUAGGUACAACCUGUGAAAUUACAAUACGCCGACCAGCAUUACCAAUGGCUCCUAUGGUUGAUUUGAAUAGACGAUAUGGAUUUCGAUCUUUUGUGGAUACAGAUAUUGGAAUGCAUGCAAAGCAUUAUCUACGAAUACUAUUGAAUUGGUUAUGUCUUUUUUGUAUUGCUGUAGUAUGUUUAGGCAUUCUACCAACAGCGUUAGGAUUAUUGAUCAAUCUUAUUUUUAUUGUGCCUUUUCGUAUUGGACCUAAGAAAACUAUUAUUAUUGGAUUUUGGGAGCAUUGGAUAUUUGGUAUUAUGCAUUUGAAAGUAAUUAUCUUAUUUAUUCUUCUUGGACCUCCAUGGUGGUUGCGAAAUCGUCUCGAGUUAUUCCAUGAUGAAAUUACACGUCAUCGACAAAAUGCUCGUUGUACGCGUCUACUUUGGGCGAUUGCACCACUACUUGUAACUACUGGAUUAUCAUUAAGUGUACCAUAUUUGCUAGCUUAUUAUAUUAGUCCAUUAAUCGCAUUAGAUAGAGAAGUUGCAUUUCGAUACAUUUAUCCGUUUCUUUUUGCUGUAUUCGUUUGUUCAGUGUUAGUGACUCUGUGCAUUGAUCAAAUUCGACGUUUGUAUAUGCGUAUUAAAGAUGAGAAAUAUUUAGUCGGCAAACAAUUGGUGAAUUUUCGACCAUCAUCACCAAGUCAAUCGUUGGUUCCAACAGUCUCACAAUCAUCAUCCACUUGAGGCAUAAACAAACUAUCAAGACUUUUCGAGAUCAGCACUUGAUACUUUUUUUUUGAAAAACACUUAGAACCACGACACUUGAUUUCUACUUGUAGAGAGGAGAGUCUAGCCAACUCUAUAGUAAUAAUAAUAAUACUAAUC
This is a messenger RNA of Schistosoma turkestanicum, 3538 nucleotides long. NCBI's taxonomy places the organism in Eukaryota, Metazoa, Platyhelminthes, Trematoda, Strigeidida, Schistosomatidae. The record is from the annotation of a GenBank genome assembly.